AUGUACAAAAUAGAGAAUAUUAUAGAUAUACAAAGACUAACCAAUAAUAAAUUAAAUGAACUCAUAAAUAAAUAUUCGGGAUCUAUAAAAGAUCUAAUAACUAGAUAUACCCAAUUUGAUUUGUAUACUAGUCAAUAUGGUACAAAUAUAGAAAAAAAAUUAAAAUGUAUAGAUAAAGAACUUAAAGAUGAAGAAUUAAAGUUUAUAAGAUUACAACUAAGACUUGAAAAAAUUUUGGAACUGAUAAAUAAUAAAACAGAAAGUAAACCAAAUGGUAAACAAAUAAUUUCAACUUCAAAUAUACCUUCAAAUAAACCUCCAAAUGAACAAAAAAUAUGUAAUAAAAAUAUACAAAAAAGUGAUUCUAAUAAUAAAUCAAAUAAUAUAGAUAAAUAUAUAUCACAUAGCUCUAAAGAAACUAUUUCAAAAAAAGAAGAUAUUGAACAAGAUAAAAGUAUAAGUGUGCAUAUAAGCUGUGAUGAAUCAAUUCGGAGUUUAAUUAAUGAAUAUUUUAAUGGAAAUUCAAGAAAUAACAAAGAUGAAAGUAUAGACAUAUCAUCUAAAUAUUAUAAAGGAGCUAAUAUUGAAGAUAAAUCACAAAUAACCCGUACAAAAAUACGUCAAAAGAAAGAUAAUAUUAGGAGAACACUCAGACCCUUAAAUAAACCCAAUGAUAAUUCAAAAUCUAAAUGUUAUAAAUACUGGGAAUAUAUUAAGAAUUGUUUUGGAUUAAAAAAAGAAGAUAAAACUUGUAAUUAUCUACAUUUAACAAAUCAACAAUGGGAUAAUUUUAUAAAUGCAAUUCAUACAAAAAAGCAAGUUCCAGAAAGUGAUUCAAUAGAAGAUUUAGGUAUUGAAAAUCUACAACCUAUUGUUGUUGAAUAUGACUCAAUAAUUAAACCAGACAAAUAA
This is a messenger RNA of Cryptosporidium muris RN66, 912 nucleotides long. RefSeq lists its product as uncharacterized. Lineage: Eukaryota; Apicomplexa; Conoidasida; Eucoccidiorida; Cryptosporidiidae. The coding region runs from base 1 to 912 and encodes 303 amino acids. The transcript has a single exon. The record is from RefSeq and is a predicted model, not a curated record.